This is a messenger RNA of Musca domestica (house fly), 2337 nucleotides long. RefSeq names its product UDP-glucose 6-dehydrogenase (gene sgl). Gene Ontology annotation, molecular function: NAD binding; UDP-glucose 6-dehydrogenase activity. The record is from RefSeq and is a predicted model, not a curated record. NCBI's taxonomy places the organism in Eukaryota, Metazoa, Arthropoda, Insecta, Diptera, Muscidae. Bases 302 to 1741 code for a protein of 479 amino acids. Gene Ontology annotation, cellular component: cytosol; nucleus. Gene Ontology annotation, biological process: glycosaminoglycan biosynthetic process. The transcript has 5 exons.
UCACAGUCGAUCUGCGUACCCCUGAAUCACACAUAUUUAAUUUAAAUAAAGUGACGGAAAGGAAGAGUUCGAUGAGUUCGGUUCGCUUAACAAGUGUAAAAGAUUGCUGUUAACUACAAGAAGAUGAAAUCAACAACAACAACGACGGGAAAAGAAAAAUUCAAUUAAAGAACUUCCUGCCUUCUAAGAAAUUUAAAGAUAACACCAAACGAUACACAAGUUUCAAAUUAAAAACAAAAUUUUGAAAUAGCAGAAAUUGAGAUAUUUUAAAGAGAAUAGUUGUCGAAAUUAGAACAUAACAAUGAGUGCUAUGAAAGUUUGUUGUAUCGGCGCGGGUUAUGUUGGUGGUCCUACGUGCUCUGUAAUGGCUCUGAAAUGCCCCGACAUAACAGUGACAGUUGUGGAUAAGAGUUCUGAGCGCAUAGCUCAAUGGAAUUCUGAUAAAUUGCCCAUAUAUGAGCCUGGCUUGGAUGAUGUGGUGAAAAAGUGUCGCAAUGUUAACUUAUUCUUCUCAACAGACAUUGAGACUGCCAUUAAAGAAGCUGACUUGAUUUUCAUUUCUGUUAAUACACCCACAAAGACAUUUGGUAAUGGCAAAGGACGUGCUGCUGAUCUGAAAUAUGUGGAAAGUGCUGCUCGCAUGAUUGCCGAAAUUGCUCAAUCGAAUAAAAUUGUUGUGGAAAAGAGUACGGUGCCGGUGAGGGCGGCCGAGAGUAUCAUGCACAUUCUGCAUGCCAAUCAAAAACCUGGCAUCCGUUAUGAUAUCCUCUCCAAUCCGGAAUUUUUGGCCGAAGGUACAGCAAUUGAAGAUCUAUUGCAUGCCGAUCGUGUUCUAAUCGGCGGUGAAGAGACGCCCGAGGGCCACAAGGCCAUCGAAAAAUUGUCAUGGAUCUAUGAACAUUGGAUACCCAAAGAGAAUAUUCUGACGACAAACACAUGGAGUUCAGAGCUAUCGAAAUUGGCAGCAAACGCCUUCCUGGCGCAAAGAAUUUCCAGUAUUAAUUCCCUAUCGGCCGUGUGUGAAGCCACCGGUGGCGAUGUUUCCGAAGUUGCCCGAGCCAUUGGUCUGGAUUCACGCAUUGGUCCCAAGUUCCUACAGGCCUCAGUCGGUUUCGGUGGCAGUUGUUUCCAAAAGGACAUACUUAAUCUUGUCUAUAUCUGUGAAGGCCUUAAUUUACCGGAAGUUGCCGCCUAUUGGCAACAGGUUAUCGAUAUGAAUGAAUAUCAAAAGUCAAGAUUCUCUCAGAAGAUUAUUGAAUGUCUGUUCAAUACGGUAUCGAAUAAACACAUUUCCAUUUUGGGCUUUGCAUUUAAAAAGAAUACUGGUGAUACGCGUGAAACACCAGCCAUUACGGUGUGUAAGACUCUGCUGGAGGAGGGUGCCAAAUUGGAUAUUUAUGAUCCCAAAGUGGAACCGGAACAAAUAAUUGACGAUUUGACACAUCCAAGUGUUACGGAGUCGCCGGAAGGUGUCAAACAAGCCGUCCAAAUUCACAGUGAUCCCUACAGUGCGGUCAGGGGGACACAUGCCAUUGUUUUGUGUACGGAAUGGGAUGAAUUUGUGACUCUCGACUAUCAACGUAUUUACCAAUCGAUGAUGAAACCAGCCUACAUUUUUGAUGGUCGCAAGAUUUUGGAUCAUGAGCGUUUGCAACAAAUCGGUUUCCAUGUGCAGACAAUUGGCAAGAAAUAUUCACGUUCGGGCCUGAUGCGUUCCUGGGGCAGUGUACAACAAUUGUAGAACAAGCAGUUAAAGAAAAUCAAACUUGCCAACCAUAACACUACCAGUUUUACACAUUGAAUUGGGAUUUUAAAAAUCCAACAAACGUUUCCCUCUUUGUCUUCUAUUUUUUUUCGUGUAUUCUCUUUCGCUACCAUAUUGCACAUUCUAAAAUCUUUUAAGACUUAAAUGCACACAGUAUUUUUUCUUUUCUUUCCUAAACAUUUUUACUAUUUGAAUUGUAAAUAAGCAAAUUAUUAUUUUUUUUUUUUUUGUAUACCAAAACUCAAAAGAUGCAAACAAUUGCAACAUUAACGAAUAAUAAAAGCGGCAAUAUACAUAUAAAUGUCAUAUUUUUAUAAGUGAAAUAUUUUAAAUAUUUGACUUGAUUAUUUUUUUUAAUAAGAAUAAAUAAUAAUAGACUACAUUCUAUGUCUGACACUCUUCAUAUCUAUAUUUUACUACACCUUUAUUUAAUGUAUACAAAUAAGUCUAUUCAACAUCAACGAUUGUAUAGAAAAAACAGACUCUCCAAUUCCACUUUUUGUCUCCCCAAUUAUAUUUUGUUAUCAUGAUUUUCAAAUUUUAUUUUUUGCAUAUCAUAUUGCAUACAUAUA